Orbicella faveolata is the source of this 1946-nucleotide messenger RNA. RefSeq lists its product as uncharacterized. The record is from RefSeq and is a predicted model, not a curated record. NCBI's taxonomy places the organism in Eukaryota, Metazoa, Cnidaria, Anthozoa, Scleractinia, Merulinidae.
AAGGUGUGUGCGUCACCAAAGUCACGCACUACGUUGAUCAAAACGUCCCAUUCAUCUCAACAAUCAUUGCUUUUUGAAUGUCUUCUGGAAAUGUUAUCGUCAUUCCCGUGGAUGGGAGUAAAAACAGCGAUCGAGCAGUGAACUGGUAUCUAGAACAUCUUCACUUGAAAGGUGACAGAGUCGUAUUUAUCCAUGCAUUUGAUCCUCCACCAAUGCAGUCGGCAAAACAUACAAGUGUUGAUUUCAAGAACAGCUAUGAUGAGUGGUGCAUUGUAAUUCAGAAAGCACAAGAUAAGGCCAGGUGCCUUUUGUCAGAGUACGACCAGAAGUUUAUCCCCCUUAAGGGACAACUGUCAUACAAGAUGAUCCAUGAUACAGGCAGUCCAGGAGAUGUCAUAGUGAGCUACAGCAAGAAAGAAAAUGCGACAACCAUAAUCAUGGGCUGCAGAGGACUGGGAAAACUGCGGAGAACAUUGCUUGGCAGUGUUAGUGAUUAUGUUGUUCGGCACUCAUCAAUACCUGUUGUUGUUAUACCACCUGCUUCGUAAAAUUCUUUGUGGUAGUUUUUUUUUCAAUGUAUCUACACUGCACAUAUGUGCUGCCUUUCUGCAGAUCAUUCAUUCAAAGGUUUUAUUUAGGUCAAUCUCAGGCUUUGUCAUUCUUUAUCAAACAAUCAUUUUUGGUUCAGUUUGCUAAAUUAUCUUUGGAUUUUUCUCACUUAGCAUGCUAUUACUAAUUUUUUAAAAUUUCCAUUUAUGUUAUUGUACAUUAAAUGCAAUUAACAAGGCUGAGUCAUUUCUUCCACUUACAUCAGACGAAUUUAUUUAUUGACACUAAGUCGCUAAACCACUGAGAAACUUCGUACAUGUACAUGUAUGUAGAGAUUGGGUGGAGAGUGGGCCCGGCAUUUUACACGAAAUGUGAUUUUACCACGAUAUUAAAAGAUCUAAUUGAUCACUACGAAGGGUCUUUAGAAAUACUAACAGUAGCCAUAGAUUGUAAAUGGGUAUUUAUCAUAAGAUUUAAUAAUUAUAUUAAUUGUUGUUGGGUUUACUGUGUAUCACCCAUUAUAUUUUUGCCAACCAACUAAGAAGGGAUUUGUCAUCUAAGUUUUCUUUAGGCAGAUGACAUGAAUUUACUGUGAUAGAGCUUGAAAAUACUGACUUUCGUAAUUACUGUCAGACAAGAAAAUUUGCAAAAAAAAAAAUGGAUUUUGGCCCAAUGGGGAAAAGUAAUUUGAGUUAACACUAAAUUUUGUUAUUUACUCUGCUUGGCCAGAAUUGCAGCCAAGAUAAUUAAGUCAUAAAUUCUUGCUGUUUAAUGUAGAAGCUAAGGAAGCAAGUAAUAAAAUUACCUUAUUUAACUAAUGGAAUGAAACUUUAACAUGGAAUGAAUGCAGUUGCGUAUGAUAAUUAAUUGCAAUUGGACUGAUGUUUAUUUUACACCCACAAAGUAUUUUUUCAUGGCAAUAAUACAUACGUGUAUUAAUUCAAGACUCUUGAGUAACCAAAGAAAGUUGGUAUGAUGAAAUUAUAAUAAUAUCAUAAGACGUUGUUUGUUAGUCUCUGUUUGGUAUUGUUUGCAGUUCUUUGUUCGCAUAUUCAAUCUCUUUGUGAGGGUUGUCAUUUUGUAGCCUGCCUUGCAGAUAGUCUAAACCACCAGUAUAGUGUGGGGAUUUUGUGAUACAUCCGUCUGCAACUCAGGCUAUCAUUUUGAUGACUCUCUAGCUUUGUGUGUUAUAAUACUCUUUCACAUACAGUCAUUUCACUUAAUGUAACAGAAUAUGGAUAUACGGUAUAAGAUUACUUAAAACAAGUAUAAUCAUCUUCCAUGAUGCUUAAUAAGCCAUUUUCUAAAAAAUAAUGGAAAUGAAGAAAUAUUGUUCAUUGCUGGUUGCAUAAUGAGCUGGAAAACACAAAAGGGUGAAUAAAAUCCACAAUUUGGCA